UUUGACCACACUCGGGGCUAGUUGUUUCACAGUAUGUUCCCAAAGUGAAAGGGUUGAAUGAGGCGGACCGCUGAAUAACAAAGUUGGACCUCGCUAGAAGCUCAUUGUGUCGACUUAGCCCAAGCCGGUGUGCUGAUCGACAUGGAACCGUCCCCGCCCGACGGCCUCAAUUCCCCGAACUUUGGCUUAUCCUCCUCAUCCUCCUCUUCAUCGCCAGCCCCCGCCAGAUCAUCCAGCCCGGGCUCGCCCCCCAACCCCCGGCCGAGGGCGGCCACAUUGACCGGUCCGCCCCCCCGCUCCCCUCCGCUGUCCGCCGGCCCCACCUCUCGGACCUCGCCCAUUCUCUCCCCCCCGUCUCGGUCCCUCUCCACUCCCUCCGUGUCCCCUCUGCGCCAGCCCUCCCGGAGCCUGUCUCAGCUGGGCCGGUCUCAGCUCAAUGCAGCCUCUCCUGGGGCCCCGGCCUCGAAGGGGAGCCCGGCCUUCGAGGGGGGCCCGGCCUUUACUGGGAGCCCGGCCUUUUCUGGGAGCCCGGCCUUUAAGGGGGGCCCGGCCUCUACGGGGAGCCCAGCCUUUGGGGCCUCGUCUGGGCCUCCUGGAGCAUCUCCCUCACGCACAGCCUCCAACUCGGAACCAGAGGAGCCAGAGGAGCUGCUCAGCCUGGAGGAGCUGCAGGAGAGGGCCAGGUCUGGGGACGCGGGGGCUCAGUGCAGGAUGGGCCGCUACUUCCUGCUGCUGGCAGAGGAGAAGGACGAGGAGCUCAACAGCUGCCGGGCGGUGACCUGGCUGGUCCAGGCGGCCAAACAGGGCCGCAAGGACGCCGUCAAGCAGCUGCAGCGAUGCCUGGCCUCCAGGAAAGGCAUCACAUCGGAGAACUACGAGGAGGUGAAAAAGCUGUGCACGGAGACCCGCUUCGAGAGGGGCGUGAGGAAGGCGGCCCUGCUCAUGUACUGGAAGCUGAACCCGGAGAAGAAGAAGGAGGUGGCGGUGUCAGAGCUCCUGGAGAACGUGGAGAAGGUCCACACACAACCAGGGGAGCCCGCCUCUCCAGGCCCUCUCUCCAGCUCGGCACAGAAGCAACGGAGAGUUCUGGAAUCCCUGGUCAAGAGCGAAACUUCCCCUCAGGUGGGUUUGGACGACUUUGUGGAGAUGACCAAGAAGUACGCACAGGGCAUCGCUCCGUCAGCCGUCCUGGCCGGGGCAGGAGGAGACGAUGAUGAUGACGAUGAUGAGGCUGUGAAGAACCCAGACGAUCUUCCUCUGCACCAGAAGGUGCUCAAGUUCCCGCUGCACGCGCUGCUGGAGAUCAAGGAGACGCUGAUCGACUGGGCGUCGCGCGCGGGCAUGCAGUGGCUGAGCGCCCUCAUCCCCACGCACCACGUCAACGCCCUGGUCUUCUUCUUCAUCAUCUCCAACCUCACCAUCGACUUCUUCGUCUUCCUCAUCCCGCUGCUCGUCUUCUACUUGGGCCUGUUCUCCAUGGUCAUCUGCACGCUGCGCGUCUUCCAGAACUCAAAGGCGUGGGAGAACUUCCGGGCGCUGACGGACCUGCUGGCCCACUUCGAGCCCGGUCUGGACGUGGAGCAGGCAGAGACCAACUUCGGCUGGACCCACCUGGAGCCCUAUCUCAACUUCCUGCUGUCGGUGGUGUUCGUGCUGUUCUCCUUCCCCGUGGCCGACAAGACGUGGAUCCCCUGCUCGGAGCUGGCCACCGUGGCCCUCUUCUUCACCGUCACCUCCUUCCUCAGCCUGCAGGCCUCCGCCCAGCUCUUCGCCCGCCGCGCCCUGCUCACCCAGGUCCUCUCGGGCGCCUGCUCCCUGCUCCCCCUCCUCCCCGACUCCCUGGGGCCCCUGCGGGGCCUGGGGGCCACCCUGGUGUCCGUGCCCCUGGGCGGCGUGCUGGCCCUGAACCUGGGCCUGCCCUGCCUCCUCCACGGGCACCUGGUCUACCUGCUGUUCCGCAUGGCCCAGCUGCGGGGCUUCCGGGGCACCUACCUGUGCCUGGUGCCCUACCUGGUGUGCUUCACCUGGUGCGAGCUCGGCCUGGCCUUCCUGCUCGACUCCAGCGCCAUCGGGCUGGUCCGCUCCUGCGUGGGCUACCUGCUCUUCCUGUUCGCGCUGCCCGUGCUGUCGCUGGGCCUGGCCGCCAUGGCGCUGGCGCAGCUGCUGCGCUUCUUCCUGGCGCUGGAGCUGGCCAAGAUGGCGGUGACGCUGGCAGCGUGCGCCGUGCCCGUGGCGCUGCGGCUGUGGACCCGCUUCAGCCUGAGCCCCGCCGCGCUGUGGCGCUCGCUGUCGGGGAGCAGCGUGGUGAAGCUGGUGCUGGUGUGGCUGAGCGCCCUGCUGCUCUUCUGCUGGCUGUACGUGUACCGCUCCGAGGGCGCCAAGGUGUACAACUCCACGCUCACCUGGCACGAGUACGGCGGCCUGUGCGGGCCGGCCGCCUGGAAGGAGGCCAACAUGGCGCGCACGCAGGUCCUGUGCUCCCACCUGGAGGGCCACCGGGUCACCUGGACGGGCCGCUUCCGGUACGCCCGCGUCACCGACAUCGAGAACGGCGCGCAGUCCGUCGUCAACAUGCUGCCGGGGCUCGUGGGCGACUGGGUGCGCUGUCUGUACGGCGAGGCGUACCCGCCGUGCGCCGCGGGGGCCCCCGGCGACGCGCCGCGGCCCCUCCCCGCCGGGGACCCCCUCUGCAAGCUGAAGAGGCUGGCCAAGCACGAGUGCCACGUGAAGCGCUUCGACCGCUACAAGUUCGAGGUGACCAUGGGCAUGCCGCUGGAGCGCGUGGCGCGCAACGGCUCGCUGGUGGAGGACGAGGACUCCAAGGACAUCGUGCUGCGCGCCAGCAGCGAGUUCGGCCCCCUGCUGCUGCACCUGGAGGCCGGCAGCCUGCUGGAGUUCAGCACCGUGCUGGAGGGCCGGCUGGGCUCCAAGUGGCCCGUGUUCGAGCUGAAGGCGGUGCACUGCAUGUCGUGCGGCGACGCGCCCCUCCCCUCGGGCCGCCGCCGCCGCCAGUUCAAGAUCGAGCAGGACUGGCGGCGGUCGGUGCAGCGCGCGCUGCAGUUCGCCUUCGACUUCUUCUUCAGCCCCUCGCUCAGCGCGCGGCUGGUGCAGCCCGACCCCGAGGCCGAGGGGGGGGUCGCCGUCGUGGCGCCGCUGAGCUAGGAGGGCCGGGGCUGGGCUAGGAGGGCCCGGCGCUCGGGCCAAGAGUAGCGCUGCGCUAACAGAGCUAGCGCUGCGCUAACAGAGCUAGCGCCAUGAUAGGAGGGCUAGCGCUAUGCUAACAGAGCUAGCGCCUAGCCAAGAGGGCUAUCGUGUAGCUUCCAGGAUUUGCCCGUACGAGGGCUCCUGGUUCUCAUCAUUCGAGCUGGUCAUACAUUUCCACAAUGUUGUUGUUGUUGUUGUUGUUUUGGGAGGUCGAUUCAAGUUAGGGAUGAACAACGGAUAUCGUUUUUUCACUGCUGCCACCAUCUCAGACUCAUUUAAUCACAUUUGUAAUCGCAUUUUCAUCCAAGUAUCCAUUCCAUUGAAACUGCUUUUAGAAGCACAUUUGGAUAUGUGUAUUCAGUGGAGCAUGAUUCUCAGUUAUAAUCAGUUUAUCUCCGUUAUAUACAGCGCUAGAGACACUGCUUAUUUUCAUUGCCUUUGAAAAUUGAAUUACCUGCUAUAGUAACCGACAAAUGAUGUAGCUAUCGUGACUUCUGUUAGGCAUAUUCUGCAAUACCUUGUUUGUACCCAGUACUGGAACGAGAUCAGAUACUAGAAUCGGUAUCAAUGCAACAUUUUGCAGUAAGCAAUGUAGCAAGUGUGCUUAUCAAUCAAUCGUACUGGUAAUCCAGUAUACUGGGAAGAAAUUAAAACAAUUGAGAAUUUGGUGUGUGGGUUUACAGGUAGGAAUACGCAUACAUUAAGGUAAAGAAAACAAAAUGAUGCACGCUUAUGUUUUCUAAUAUAGAUUUUAAAGAAUUCAUAUGAUACUUUAUGAAGAACAAGAGAAAUAUUUGAAGAUUAUUGUGCCAUUUUGUGUGUGUGUGUGUGUGUGUGUGUGUGUGUGUGUGUGUGUGUGUGUGUGUGUGUGUGUGAGAAUGCAGAAGUGUCUUAUUUUGAGUGUAAAUUCUUAGAUUAAAUUAAUAUUUACUUUGAGUAACGAGACACUACUUUAGCAGGCGCUCAUGCCUUAAACUCAUGUUUCAAGUAACCACUCUUAAAUAUGUACAUGACCAUGCCAUUUUGUUACUUAUGUAUAAUAAUUACAGAUAAUGUACCAAUAAUACAUUGUGGCAUUUAAAACUAUUGUGUAUAGAUUUAUACCCCAUGUGUAUGUACAUUUUUCGGCUGCUUCUGACAUUUUAUGGGCAAGUCGCUCAGAAAGGCCAACAGUAUUUUAUGCGAAUGGGGCACGUGUGUGUGUGUGUGACACGUGAUCCAACACAGGCCUGGUUAGGUCACAGUCCAUGGCUUUAAAAUCUAAAUGAACGUCUCCCUUCGAUUUCAAGUUAAAAAAAUAUUUUUAUCCGUUUAGGUUUUUUCCUCGUGGUUACAUUUCGAAUGAAAAUGUUAUUUCUUGGGCGAUGGAGGUCAAUUCGAAAGUGCCUUUUAUAAAACACCAAAUAAUUGAAGUACAUCGUAAAAUAAUGAGUCGAAAGUUGAUUUUACAUGUAUAUUUUGAAUUAUUUAAACACAUGAAACUAUCACUGUGGCGUUUUGAGGUAAACAAGGUAAUUCAUGACUUUAAAGUGGCAAUCUCAAAGAUUACCUUCUUUAAGAACUGGGUUUAAGCAUCGACCCCCAGUUCUUAACAUCAUUAUACUGUAAAUACAAUCAGGUUAUACGGUCAAUUACCAUUGUGUUACCUCAUUCAGAAAUAGAUAGUGAUUUAGCAGACAAUUAAUCUUCCAGAUUGCCACUUUCAUCGUCGACAUCGAGACCGUUCUCCUGCCUAAAUAUAGAUUCAUGAAGUGAUGUACCAUGCUGCAGAGAGUGUGCUGGCGCUCAACCUAUUUCACCCUCCAUCUCUGCUGUGCAGGGCUUCCAGAAGCGUGCGCAUGUAGGUUUUUCAGGUCAGGAUGUUCUCACUGUAUUCCUUCACUGUGACCAAUAAAUAUGGCAAUCUGUCUUCUCUGCUUUUCUUCAUGAAAACUCUUUAAAAGUGGAUCGAACAUGAAGUAAAGGUAUCGACUUAAAUAUGAGCUCAGUAUUUGUUAGAGGGUGGAAUACAGAGGCAAAGAUAAAGGUCAAAGGUUACUGACCUAAACACACACCUACUUCUCUAUUCCUUCCUGUAGGAUACUUUCCAUUUAUGUACAGAAUGACGGGAACUUGGUUGUUUGUCCACCUGGAUGGAUGUAUUAAAAUAGCUAAGUCACACAUGUAAUUUACAAAUCAUAAAAUGACCAUAUGUCCUCAGAGAUCUACUCUGACCUCUUUAGAUCCCUCCCAUUACUUUGUCAAAAAUCGUGUUUAAGACAGUUAAAAAAUGUAAGGAGGAGGGGACGGGAGGACACAAUUUCAAUUGUGAAUUUAGACGGCAGUUUUGGUCCGCAUCUACCGUUACUUAUCUGAAGGGGUUCACAUCACUCACCUGCAGCUGACAUGAGGAUGGUCGAUGCGGACUGUUCAGGUUGUUUGUAGGUGGACACUCUCCAAACAACCAUAGCCAACUUGUUUGUCACA
This is a messenger RNA of Gadus chalcogrammus (walleye pollock), 5670 nucleotides long. It is a transcript of the gene wfs1b, whose product is annotated as Wolfram syndrome 1b (wolframin). The record is from RefSeq and is a predicted model, not a curated record. Gene Ontology annotation, biological process: endoplasmic reticulum unfolded protein response; calcium ion homeostasis. Gene Ontology annotation, molecular function: protein binding. Lineage: Eukaryota; Metazoa; Chordata; Actinopteri; Gadiformes; Gadidae. Gene Ontology annotation, cellular component: endoplasmic reticulum; endoplasmic reticulum membrane. The transcript has 10 exons. The coding region runs from base 142 to 3162 and encodes 1006 amino acids.